GAAGACAGUGGCGUACACAAGGGGUGAAUGUCUAGGGUGCAAAAGUACCCCAAGACCAUCACCCACCCAUCCAGCCCUUCUACAACUGGCAGCAGUGCAAACUGAAUCAACUAGGCUAUACUUUGUCUGAUCAUGUCACUAUUCUUGCUGGACAGAAAUGCUUCCAAGUCCCAGUGGAGGAGACACAACUUGAAAUUCUUACAAAACUCUAAACAUGCCAGUUGCAGUUCAGACUGAUUUCCCCUGCUAAGGCUAUAUUUGAAGAGUUAAAAAGGAAAAUUCAAUGCAGCUGCACUUCUAUUUAUUUGACAAUGUUUUAUGUGAUAUAAUAAGAUGGGGUUUUUUUUGUCCUGAAGUGUUUGGAGUUGACAAGAUGGGUCACAGAAGUGUUUUCUACCCGGCCAGGAAAGUGCCUGUGCAUGCCACAGUGGAAUAAAAAGACGACUAAACUACUUUUUCCCCUCAACAGCAUUACAUAAACCUCAGAAAAUCAUGUUCAAAAUAAGCCAUCUGAUUCUGCUUUAACUGAGCUCUGGUGUUUGCAACAAGUGGGUUGAUGGACAGAGCGCGUUUGGUUUUCAUUAGAUUGUCUCGACACUGACCCCCUGCCCCAUCUACAGUAAUAUGAAACCAGCCCUCUGGCAGUCGCACUGUACGGAAGAGAGCCGAGCAGAGCUGAUGCAGUCUGCACUGCUUUCACUACCCGGUCCGCAGGCUGGACUGCGCUACCGCACACAGCACCAGAAGCUCCCCGAGUACUGACACGCAUGACCGAAACGCGCAAUGGCCAAGAAGUAGUGUUCACGGGCAUAGAUGGUAAACCUGUGUAGUGUUCGCAGAGGGAUUAUUUGUGGAGUUUUUCUUUUCCUGGAGGUGUUACACACAGCCAUGGUGUGCUGUCAGACUCCCAGAAGUUUACGCAGGGGCGACUGGAGCUUCGCUGCUCUGCUGGCUGCUGCGCUGCUCACUCUUCUGUUCGCAGGGAUGCAACAAACCACAGCGUUUCCCUCCUGGAGGUUAGAGGAAGAACCUUACACCAAUGUGCUGCUCAUUGGGAUCCGCAAAGAGGCCCGGUCACAAGUUCUACACCUCUCCAGGAACAAGCGCUACACCCUCACCCCGGAGCAGCUCAAGUGGGACAAGUUCAGGCUAACAUACAAGUUGCUCUCCUUCCCUACAAACCUGAUAAAUGCCAGUGACACGCGUCGAGGCAUUGCCAGGGCUUUUGGCAUGUGGAGCGACGUCUCGCCGUUCAGCUUCAGAGAGGUGCCAGCUGACCAAGAGGCAGACAUUAAAAUCGGCUUCUACCCCGUCAACCACACAGACUGUCUGCAGUCCUACUUGCACCAUUGUUUCGACGGCAUCACAGGAGAAUUGGCUCACGCAUUCUUCCCGCCAACUGGCGAGAUCCACUUCGACGACCACGAAUACUGGAUUCUGGGAAACAUGCGCUUUAGCUGGAAGAAAGGGGUUUGGCUGACUGAUCUUGUCCAUGUGGCAACUCAUGAAAUUGGCCACGUCCUGGGACUCAUGCACUCUUUGGACCCGAAAGCUAUAAUGCACCUGAAUGCGACUCUGACAGGGCGCAAGCUAAUCACACAGGAUGAGGUGUGGGGUUUGCACCGUCUCUACGGAUGUUUGGACCGGUUCUUUAUCUGUCCGGCCUGGGCUCGGAAAGGCUAUUGCGACAGCAAGCGCAAGCUGAUGCAGAAGCACUGCCCCUCCAGCUGUGAUUUCUGUUACGAAUUCCCUUUCCCCACUGUGGCUCCCACCCCGACACCCCUGAGGACCAAACACAAGCUGGUCGUCGAGGGGAAGAAGCUCACUUUUCGCUGCGGGAAGAAAAUAGCAUCGAAGAAAGGCAAAGUAUACUGGUACAAGGAUGGGGAGCUGCUGGAGUUCUCGCACCCAAACUACGUCUCCUUGAAAGAUGACCACAUUACUAUAGUGGCCAACGCCAUCAACGAAGGCACAUACACCUGCAUUGUGAAGAAAAAGGACAAAGUUCUCACAAAUUACUCGUGGAGAGUACGUGUGCGCUUCUGAAGGCCACGCCAGCGCCAGCGCCAGCUCCUCCGCACACUUUUCAGGACGCAUUCACACACGGUCACAAGGAGACCUCAUUCACUAGGGCACAUAUUUCUGAUUUUUAAAUACUGUCUUUCCUGUAUCUCCCACAUACAACUGUCUAUCGUUGUCAUUGUGUUAAGGCGUUUCAUCAAUAUGUGCAAAUAAUAAAUGUUCCGUGACAAGUUGAAUUUUAGUGAAAAUACUACCUGACUGUGAAAAGCUGUUCAUGACAGAUGUUGCGGUUUUCAUUUUAUUUGGUGAUGAAAGAUCCUUGCAGCCCUUGCAGUCAGCUGUUUGAGACAAUAACGUCUGCUCUGGAUUCAUCAGGCCUGGAUUUCUUCAAAGCUUUUGCUGCUGAGGCAGUGAUGAGGUCCAAGGCCACCCAGGGGUUCUUGGGGCGUCUCCAUUAAAACGGGAACUAAUUAGAUAUCACUGUGGCUUAAUUGAAAAUAUAUUAGGCAAGUUGGAGAAGGUAUAGGAGUAACUUCUCAUAUACACUGAACACAAAAUCUCCCACUAUAGGUCCCCGGGGAGUGUGUCAUCCAAAAGAUAUCCAUGUCCAUAAUGUGUUCCGUUCUACAGGCUUGAAAAAGUUACAGAAGCCCUUGCUUAGAUGCAUGCCAUUUGAAUAAUUUACGCACUGACCAAAGUAAGCUACGAAAGCCAGAAUAAGCAAUGUUGUCUACAGCCUUUGGAACUAUUUGGACGUAAAACCGCAUAUGGAACACCUCAGACGUCUAGCUUACUUUACUAGCCUCACAGUGAAGCCAGCAGUCUGCCUCCAGAGACUGAGCAGUCAGUUCCACUAGCAGCUCUCCUUCCAAGCUUAUUCAACACAUCAGGUGUAAUAAUCUGCAGAAGGGCUCCAGUGGGGGCAGGGGAUAGAUAAAACUGAUUAAUGAACAUUUCCAUUUGGUGCCGGCUCUAGACGUCCCAAGACGAAGGGAUUUUUCUGCGCCUGUUCCAGUGAAAGCAGCAAGUGGUCUUUGCAGGGAAUGAAACUGUACUGUUUAUUUUUCUUCGGCUCAAAAUCAAAGAAUUUAUUGGUUUAAUUCUGAAGUCGUAGAGCCAUUUAAAAACAAAAGCAGAGAGAAGUCUGGGCCCCUUUUCUCCUGAAAGAACAAAGUACUGAGACAAAGUGUGCAGUGCAAAGAAUGACAUCACUUUUGGACAGCGACUACCAAGUUGGGUUCAAGGCUGGAUUUUUUUUUUUUUUUUUUUAGGCUCAACUUCCCUUCAUUUUUUUUCCUCCUCUGGCAGCGUGCGGUUGUGUUUGAAUAACUUGGACCGAGUUUAUAAAUAUAGGGAAAACGGCAGACAAAACAAAGUUUCAAACUUUAUUUCUAGCAAAAACAUUGUCCCCCUGUCAUCAAGUGACCCAACAGUACUGAGUAAAUUUCUAACAUAAUGCUGGAUGGAAAACACAGCCAAUGCUGCAUCAUUAUACAGUAGCUCAGGCAGCCAGGAAAUACCAACCAUUUACUAAAUCUGGUUCUCUCUCAUGAAGUAUAAAAGGGAAAAUAAAACAAAAGUCAAACAUGAGAGCUAAACUUCUAACAGAUGUAUGGUUGUGUCUCCUCUUUAAGAGCUAAAAUGACCACAUUUAAAAUGGCGAAAUGGCUCGAAAAUACAGAAAAGAAGCCGACAAGUGAAGGGAAAACACUGGAAAUUCAACAUGUUUGAGCCACCAGUCUUUGCUGUGAGACAGUCCUGACUAUUUAGUAACAGUUGCAAUGACCAGGCAUUGAUUGGGUUUACAGUUGUAAACCAGUGACACUGUCCAGUUCCAAAACAACAACCAGUCCGAGAACUCCCCCACACCCUCUUUCUCAGCGAGACCGCCAGGGGUCCUGCAGUUUUUGGGCUCAGAAUUUGAGGCUGAAACCUGGACCGACGGCAGAUGCUCCCUGGUUGCUUGUUGUCAGGUGGAAGCCUGUGUCUCUCAGGUCGUCAUCACCCUAGAGAGAUUAUGGAGACAAAGUUAGCUCAUGGUUAACGCCUAGUUGGUUUCAUCACUGCUUUGUUAUCAAGCGGUUUCAUUUCUUACAUAUUUAUAACAGAACUGAUCAAUACUACACUGGUUACUUUUGGGAAACCCUUAACAUGGAUGGAUUGUAAUGAGACAUUUGACUGUAUUCCACACAAGUAUGCAUGAACAUGUUUAUUAAUAUUAUUAAUAAAGUUAUUAUUUUCCUGGGUGUCAGUGGAGUUUUACUGUCCCAAGGUCUGCUUCACAAGCUUUUCCACCCUGAUAAGAAUAAAACUGGAGAUAAACAACCAA
Messenger RNA from Dicentrarchus labrax (European seabass), 4351 nucleotides. It is a transcript of the gene mmp23ba, whose product is annotated as matrix metallopeptidase 23ba. The coding region runs from base 814 to 2046 and encodes 410 amino acids. Gene Ontology annotation, biological process: collagen catabolic process; proteolysis; extracellular matrix organization. The transcript is spliced from 8 exons. Gene Ontology annotation, molecular function: zinc ion binding; metalloendopeptidase activity. The record is from RefSeq and is a predicted model, not a curated record. NCBI's taxonomy places the organism in Eukaryota, Metazoa, Chordata, Actinopteri, Moronidae. Gene Ontology annotation, cellular component: extracellular matrix.